AUGGAUACCCCCGGGAAGGAAGAGGAAUUACGGAUUUCGCACAGUGGACUGGUGGCACGAAGCCCUGAAGGCCAUGCAGCACGGGGCAUGCAAAUCAAGGGACACGAAGACGUCUGGGUCGAAAUCCAAGCACACACCUUCCGAAACUGGGUCAACGAGCAACUUCGACCAGCUGGUCUGGUGGUGCAGAACCUGGAGACGGACUUUGCCGACGGCGUGAAGCUGAUCGCGCUGGUGGAAGCCUUACAGAAGAAGAGGAUGAAGAAGAUCCCCCGACCCAUGAACCACCAUCAGUACCUGGAGAAUGUCCAGUUCGCCUUAAAUGCGAUCGAAGCCGAUGGAAUCAAACUCGUGAACAUCGGCAACGAAGAUAUCGUGAACGGAAACCUGAAGCUUAUCUUGGGACUCAUUUGGUCUCUGAUCCUUCGAUAUCAGAUCGGGAGGACGAAAUUCCCGCCCAAGAAACUCAUGCUUGCCUGGCUUCAGGCAGUUCUACCAGACUGCAAGGUGACGAACUUCACGACGGAUUGGAACAGUGGCCAGACUCUAUCUGCUCUUCUGGAUUACUGCAAGCCGGGUCUCUUCCCGCAUUGGAGACAACUCGAUCCUCGGGAUGGGGUGGAAAAUUGCCGUCGAGCAAUGGAGUUGGCGAAGAGGGAAUUCAAGAUCCCGAUGGUCCUGGAACCGGAAUACUUGGCCUCUCCAUAUUUAGACGAAUUGUCUGGGAUGACCUACAUCUCGUAUUUCCUAAAAGAAAACAGCCCGGGAUAUUACGCUACUUUGAACUGGGCUCAGAAACAAAUCCCGAAUGUCCUCCUCCGCAACUUCACUACGGACUGGAACGACGGUCUCGGAUUGUGUUCCUUGGUCCGGAGCCUCGGUGGACCCAUCCCUGGAUACGACAAACUCAAUCGGGACCCACAAAACUGGGAAUCCAACCUCGAAAAAGCAUUUGCUGGAGGAGAGAAGCUGGGCGUUCAGCCGUUGCUAAAGGCUAAGGAGAUGGCAGAUCCGGGCUUGACUCACCUGGGGCCCAUGGCGUACGUGGCACGGUAUCUCUGGGUCCCAGCCCGAAAAUGUCCCGGGGAGCGACUACACGUUACCUGCGACGUCCGCCACAUCAAGGUCAAUCACCCCGUCACCUUCAAGAUGGACUUUCUUUCCCCCGACCUGGAUCCCAAGGAGAUCUCCGUGGAGAUCCUCGGCCCCCGGCGGAAACCCGUCGACUACAAAUUGGAAUUUUCUUCUACUGGGGGACGGGGCACUUUCAUCCCCACCCAGAUGGGGAUGCAUGAGAUCGUGGUGAAGAACGAGGGGGAGCUGGCCAGCGGGUGUCCCAUCAACGUCAGGGUCACACCAGAUGCACCCGAGUUCCGCGGCGGCGGCAUUGCCCCCUGCGCUGUCGGAUCCAUCGUCGAAGUUCUCAUAAAUUCGAAUGGGGCUCGGGGAGGAGAGAUCGAGGUGUUGGCGACAAGUCCAAGUGGGAAGGAAAUAAGUUGUCCCGUUCACGAGGAGAAGGACGGAGGAGGCAAGGGGGAUUACAUGGCCACCUUUCAGCUUCAUGAGGAUCAAGGGAGGGACAGGGGGAAGGGGGUUCACAUGGCCACCUUCCAACCCCAGGAGGCUGGGGAAUGGAACAUCUCCAUCACCUACGAGGGAGAACACAUCGAAUCUUCCCCUUUCUCCUGCUUCGUCUACGACCCCAAUGCCGUCAAGGUGUUAGACUUGGAAGGGGGAGGUGUUCCAGGACGAGAGAUGAGUUUCCGAGUGGACAGCCGGGAUGCUGGGUGGGGAGAGACUCGGAUUGACAUUGUCCACAAUGGGAGAUCCAUCCCUUUCCUCGAAUCCACACUAGAAGGAGGGGAUCCCAAACUUUCCCGCGUCACCUUCGUCCCCGAGCAACCAGGGAAAUACCGAGUCUACGUUUAUUUCAACGGCAUCGAACUGAAAGCUUCUCCUUUUUCCCUGCGGAUCGGGGAUAUGAGCAAGGAGGAGAAGAGGAGGUCUCACCAUCGGCGUGCAGCUGACAAGAAAAUCACUCAUGGCUCAACACCACCACCAACUACAGGGGAAGAGGUGAAGACCUGGAGACAGACGGAGUUGGAGUCUCCGAAACCCGCCAUUCACGACUUUCACUCCUCCUCAUAUCUGUCGGAGUUGUCAUGGAAGGAAGAUGACAAGAGGCUAGUGUCUAAUGCCUAUGAGUCUAGUGCCUCCUCCUUCUCUCACACCAAAUUGUUGGGGAUGGACGAGGUGGAUGCAGGGAUUCACCGAUCCCCUUUGGGGUCGGUCUCAUCCGGAGAAGACUUGACCCUCGUCCCCGUUAACAAGGUCGCAAAUCUUCUUCUCCUGGCCUCUCCUCAUCUCGACCAGGUCGCCGCGAAGGUCGUCGGUAAGUCUCCUUCCCUUUAG
Darwinula stevensoni is the source of this 2412-nucleotide messenger RNA. NCBI's taxonomy places the organism in Eukaryota, Metazoa, Arthropoda, Ostracoda, Podocopida, Darwinulidae. The record is from the annotation of a GenBank genome assembly.